AUGGCUUCAGCAAAGUACUCUCUCCCUCCUCUUCCGUAUGCAUACGACGCCCUGGAGCCGAGUAUCUCAGCUCAAAUCAUGACACUGCACCACACAAAGCACCACCAAACCUACAUCAACAACCUCAACGCAACCCUCGCCUCGCAAGCCACCGCCACAUCCAAGCAGGACAUCGUCGCAUCUUUGCACCUGCAAAACGCGCUGAACUUCAACGCAGGCGGCCACAUCAACCACACUCUCUUCUGGGAGAACCUCGUCCCUGCAUCCUCCCCCAACGCCCAGCCCACCGCCGCGCCCAAGCUCGCAGCAGCGCUCACAGCGCACUUCGGCUCCCUAGAGAAGUUCCAGGAGAAGUUCACUGCUAUGCUGCUGGGCCUCAAGGGCAGUGGGUGGGGAUGGCUGGUGCAGGAUACUGAGACGGGGAACUUGGAGCUUACGACGAGUAGGGAUCAGGAUAUUGUGCCGGUGGGCAAGAAGCCGAUUCUAGGAGUGGACUUUUGGGAACAUGCGUAUUAUUUGCAGUAUUUGAAUGAUAAGGCAUCGUAUGCGAAGGGGAUCUGGAAGAUUACUAAUUGGAAGGUGCUUGAGGCAAGGUAUGAGAGUGGGUAUGAGGGUGUUUUUGGGCCGUUGGCGGGGUUGAGAAGUAGUAUCUGA
Messenger RNA from Lachnellula hyalina, 654 nucleotides. It is a transcript of the gene sodB, whose product is annotated as Superoxide dismutase [Mn], mitochondrial. Gene Ontology annotation, biological process: superoxide metabolic process. Gene Ontology annotation, molecular function: superoxide dismutase activity; metal ion binding. Gene Ontology annotation, cellular component: mitochondrion. The record is from RefSeq and is a predicted model, not a curated record. NCBI's taxonomy places the organism in Eukaryota, Fungi, Ascomycota, Leotiomycetes, Helotiales, Lachnaceae. Bases 1 to 654 code for a protein of 217 amino acids. The transcript is spliced from 2 exons.